CGUAGCAACAAUGUUGCAAGUUUCAACUGCACGUGCUGAACAGUGCCCAGUACUCAGUACUUACCGAAAAGACGCUCUACUCUCGAGGUGAUCUGCUGACAACCACUCAGACUUACUAUUUCUAGUGCUGACAAUUGUGGACUACCUGAGGAAUUAGCGCAAAUUGACUUCAGCCAACUCAGUCAAAGUAUACAAUUACAGUCACUCAGUCAGUGAUACAAAAGGAACCCGCCAUUGUUUACGUUCUACGAUUAAUAAUUUUGUUAAAGCAGCCUUAUCGCUCUGAGAACUAGGGCGAUUUUGUGGAUCAUUUCUUCUUGCUUCUCUAUUUUUGAGCCACUUCGUAGGAAUGUCUGCUUCUGGAGCGUCUGCCCCACAAGUGGUUUUCCAACAGCCGGGAAGCAUGCCUAGUAUGCCCAUGGGCAUGAGCAUGAGCAUGCAGCCGUUGGUCAUUUGGGCUCCCAUGCCCACGCCCAUCCCUGGCGUCCCGCCCGGACUGGAAAUGCUACACGGGAAGGAGUUCGUUAAGGUCGAGCAACAACACGAAUGGUUGGAAGUGUUUACGGGCUUCGAGGAAGCCAAUCGCUACAUUUUGAAAGACGAGAAAGGCGCCUACAUGUACUUCGCCGCGGAAAACAGUCAUUUUUGUGCACGUUGGUUUCUGGGCACUUUGCGUCCCUUUGAGAUGGGCAUCUAUGACAACAUUCAACGCCAUGUGAUCAAUAUAAUCCGGCCCUACAAAUGUGACAGCUGCUGCUGUUUCUGCUGCCUCCAGACUAUGGAGAUCCAAGCCCCGCCCGGCACACCUAUCGGCUUCGUGGAGCAGGACUGCUCUUGCUGUCUGCCUAAAUUCCGCAUUCUGGACGAGGAUAAAGAUGUGAUGUUCCGAAUCAAGGGACCUUGUUGUACGUCCAGUUGUUGCUGUCGGGACGUUGAAUUCAAGAUUCUGGAUCCGGAAGGCGAGAAUCAGGUGGGUCGCAUCGCAAAAAAGUGGUCGGGCAUUCAAGAGUUCUUUACCGAUGCCGACAAUUUCGCCAUUGAGUUUCCCAGUAAUGUGGAUAUCAAAGGAAAAGCUACGCUUCUGGCCGCCUGUUUUAUGAUUGAUUAUCUGUACUUUGAGGACAGCGGCGGGCACGACAGGCUUAAUCAAUAAUUACUACUGUUAACACUUGUUGGUGAACCUCUUCGAUCCUGACUAAUCAGGGAACAUGCAAACUUCGCGCUCCCGGCGGACCGUUUGGCCUUUUAUAGCACAGUUAUAUUUUUAUGUAACUUUCUUUAUACCAGCUGCUCUUUUAGUCACGUUUGUUACAGUUCACAAAAUUAUCCUGUUUAACAAAUCCGUCUAAGAAAUUAUGGCUUUGUGAUUUCUCAUCUGGAUACCGAGAUUCAUUGAUAGUUCGCUACAUAUUCGUACGUAUCACAAAUUCCUGUUUCUUAUGUGCAGUUAGCAACGCCGCACAAAAUUAACAGUGGUUACAAAAUAACAAUGAUUUAACUGUGAGCGGUUAAACUGACUCCAGGCAC
Molecule: messenger RNA, 1527 nt
Organism: Paramacrobiotus metropolitanus
Lineage: Eukaryota; Metazoa; Tardigrada; Eutardigrada; Parachela; Macrobiotidae
Product: phospholipid scramblase 1-like
Exons: 6
Coding region: 350-1153 (267 amino acids)
Biological process (GO): plasma membrane phospholipid scrambling
Cellular component (GO): plasma membrane
Molecular function (GO): phospholipid scramblase activity
Source: RefSeq, a predicted model, not a curated record